GAACUGAGACCAAGGGUAAGGGGAGACACUGCUGUAGAGAAAACCCUAGAAAAAAACACAGCAGAUGUUGCGCUGCUGGGUUAGUCGGAUUUCUCAGACACGGCAGGCAAGAGGCGCGCAGACUGUAAACGAGAAAAACGGGUCACUUGGACUUCAUGGUGAGGAGCUCGUGCUCACUGAAAGACAAGCCCCGGGUCAGGCGGAGCAUCUUGGUGCGCAGUGGUAUCUGGAAGUCGGGGGACUCCCGGACCGGAACAAGGAAACAAACCCUACAGUCAGAUUCGACGGGAAAGAAUUAAAUAGCCGGCUCCCGGGCCUCAGGGUCAAGUACGUCUUCUUGGUCUGGCUGGGCGUCUUUGUGGGCAGCUGGAUGGUGUAUGUGCACUACUCGUCCUACGCGGAGCUCUGCCGAGGGCACGUCUGCCAGGUGGUUAUCUGUGACCAGUACCGCAAGGGCAUCAUCUCUGGCUCCAUCUGCCAGGACCUGUGCAGCCUGCACGAGGUGGAGUGGAAAGCGUGUCUGUCCUCUGUCCCAGGGCAGCAGGUGUAUAGUGGGCUGUGGCAGGGCAAGGAGGUGACCAUUAAGUGUGGCAUUGAGGAGGGCCUGGACCCCAAGGCCAGGUCGGAACCAGCCCCCCGGCAGGAGCUGCUGCUGUUCGACAAGCCCACCCGGGGGACGUCAAUCAAGGAGUUCCGAGAGAUGACCCUCAGCUUUCUCAAGGCGAAUCUGGGAGACCUGCCCUCCCUGCCCGCGCUGGUCGGGCAGGUCCUGCUCAUGGCCGACUUCAACAAGGACAGCAGGGUGUCGCUGGCCGAGGCCAAGUCGGUGUGGGCCCUGCUCCAACGGAACGAGUUCCUGCUGCUGCUGUCUCUCCAGGAGGAGCAUGCAUCCCGGCUGCUGGGAUCGUGCGGGGACCUCUAUGUCACCGAGGGGAUCCCCCACAGCUCCUGGCACGGAGCCGCUCUCCCGACCCUGCUGCGCCCACUGCUGCCCCCUGCCCUGCACACGGUGCUCCAGCAGUGGUUGGGGCCCGCGUGGCCCUGGAGGGCCAAGAUCGCCAUCGGGCUGCUGGAGUUCGUGGAGGAGCUCUUCCACGGUGCCUACGGGACCUUCUACAUGUGCGAGACCACGCUGGCCAACGUGGGCUACACGGCCCAGUACGACUUCAAGAUGGCAGACCUGCAACAGGUCGCGCCCGAGGCCACCGUACGCCGCUUCCUGCAGGGCCGGCCCUGCAGGCACAGCGCUGACUGCACCUAUGGCCGGGACUGCAGGGCACCCUGCGACAAGCUCGUGCGCCAAUGCAAGGGCGACCUCAUCCAGCCUAACCUGGCCAAGGUGUGUGAGCUGCUGCGGGACUACCUGCUGCCCGGCGCCCCUGCCGACCUGCGGGAGGAGCUGGGCCGCCAGCUGCGCACCUGCACCACGCUGAGCGGGCUGGCCAGCCAGGUGGAGGCGCACCACUCGCUGGUGCUGAGCCACCUCAAGACCCUGCUCUGGAAGGAGAUCUCCAACACCAGACGCUCUGGCAGUGCAGCUGCGCAGGACUUCAACAGACGUCCGGGAACCACUGGAUGGGAAACCCACCACCAUCUCCCUGUCCAGCCCCAAGGGGCAGUGCAGGUGGCUCCCUCUGCCUCCGUUCUGGGAAGUGGAGGGCAAACCCCAGGAGGCUCAGGGAGCUGGGGGAAGGGCUGUGCCCCCAUCCCGGGUCGUGAUGGGCCAGAGAGCCUACUCCCCGUAAGUCCUUGGGGGCCGCUGACCUUUGCAGGCUUAGCUUAGCGAGUGGUUA
Mustela lutreola (European mink) is the source of this 1793-nucleotide messenger RNA. It is a transcript of the gene DIPK1B, whose product is annotated as divergent protein kinase domain 1B. The coding region runs from base 65 to 1783 and encodes 572 amino acids. NCBI's taxonomy places the organism in Eukaryota, Metazoa, Chordata, Mammalia, Carnivora, Mustelidae. The transcript is spliced from 6 exons. The record is from RefSeq and is a predicted model, not a curated record.